Messenger RNA from Ipomoea nil (Japanese morning glory), 1573 nucleotides. RefSeq names its product G-box-binding factor 3-like. Gene Ontology annotation, biological process: regulation of DNA-templated transcription. The coding region runs from base 370 to 1197 and encodes 275 amino acids. Gene Ontology annotation, cellular component: nucleus. The record is from RefSeq and is a predicted model, not a curated record. Gene Ontology annotation, molecular function: sequence-specific DNA binding; DNA-binding transcription factor activity. The transcript is spliced from 10 exons. NCBI's taxonomy places the organism in Eukaryota, Viridiplantae, Streptophyta, Magnoliopsida, Solanales, Convolvulaceae.
UUCCCACCUUUUUGUCUUCUUCGUCUUCCCUCCCUCUCUCUCUCUCUCUCUCUGCAGAUUGCAAAAAUACCUUCGUUCCACCGUCGUUCACUGGAGACUCAACCCCCGCAUUCCCAGAAAAAGCCGCUUUACAUUUCUCCUUUGUUUUAUAAUCGACGGAGUAACAUUCAGUCACGAAUUCGAUUGCUACGUGGCAAGUGAAUUGCAGCAUUCCAUCAAUAGCUGAUGAUGAAAUGCCAUUUUUCCAGUCCAUAGUAGUUGUAAAAUGCUUUGCGAUGAUUGAAAACCAACAAUAAAAUCAUGGAAAAUAAAAUUUUACAUAGACAAAGGGAUGGUUCUGUCACUCUGUCAGAGGUGUAGAAGCACACAAUGGGUAAAGAUGAGGAAAAUAACUCACCAAAAUGUGACCUAGGAUCUCAACCGGCACAGCAAUUUCCUGUACCAUCUUCAUAUUUAAGCACUUCACUACCAACUGGGCAUGUUCCGCAGAUUCACAUGUGGCCCCCUCAACAGCCAUUCAUGCCCCCAUAUGGGAUGCCUUAUCCAAUGAUGUACCCUCAAGGAAUUGUUUAUGCUCAUCCUGCAGUCACGCUAGCUGCAGUUACUUCAAGCGUGGAAUUGGUUCCUAAGCCAUCAGAGGCUAUUGAUCAAAAUUCAGCAAAAAGGUUAAAAUGGCAUAAUGGGCUUGCUGUGCCAAUUACUAAUGACAACUUUGAGGUUAAUGCUGAAGGAUCUGUCCAUGGGACAUCACAAAGUGAUGACAUUGCGACUUCCACUGAUGAAAGUAAUGAAGGUAUGGAGGACCCUAAAACUGUUAAAGAACAGCCUUCCUUAAAUAGAACUCCAGAAAUAUGCUUCGCUCGUAAUGCUGUAAGGUUUCCCAUUGAAGUGUCGGUCCAGGAUGAACGGCAGCUGAAAAGGGAGAAAAGGAAGCAAGCUAACAGAGAAUCUGCAAGGAGAUCUAGGCUAAGGAAGCAGGCUGAAUAUGAGGAGGUGGUGAGGAGCUACGACUCCCUGAACAAGGAUAAUGUUAAUCUCAAGUCUGAAAUGAAUAAGUUGAAAGAGGAUAUGGAGAAAUUGAGGCUCGAAAAUGCUACAUUAAUGGAGAAGCUGGAAUCUACCCAACCCAGACAGCCUGAAGAAGCGGUUCCAAAUGACCCUAAAGCUAAGCAUGAGGACUCUUGCAAGAAGAAGUAAAAUGGAGACUGCAGAUGUUUCAAAUGACUAUGACAGACUUGUAAAUGUUGGUUCACAAAUCAGAAGCGUUUUCCGCAGGCAAACACCGGCUAUUCAAACCUGUUGUCAUUGCAACACUGAAUGUCUAGAUGGAAAGGCAACUCAAUGGUUUUUGCACUUCUUGGCUCACUUUCAGUUAGUUUCAAGGUUUGGUUAUCUGAUAUGGAAGUUAGGAUCUGGUGAAUUUUUUUUUUUUUUUUUUUUUUUUUUUUUUUAAAUUAUUCCGCAUCACCUGGCUCGCCUGCUUAGCUUUCAGGCGUGGCACUGUUGUGUAGAAUCUAGUACUGAAGCUUGUUGAUUUGAAGAUCUUAGCCUCUGCAUUUUUAUUAGUAGCUUU